This is a messenger RNA of Pogoniulus pusillus (Red-fronted tinkerbird), 2255 nucleotides long. RefSeq lists its product as uncharacterized. The transcript has 3 exons. The record is from RefSeq and is a predicted model, not a curated record. The coding region runs from base 1 to 2169 and encodes 722 amino acids. NCBI's taxonomy places the organism in Eukaryota, Metazoa, Chordata, Aves, Piciformes, Lybiidae.
AUGGGCAAUGUUCCUGGCAGGAAUGACAACAAAGAUGAUAACAAACAAGGAUUGGCAGGCAUCCCAGGAGCACAGGUAAAUAAUGCAACUAAUAACACUAGUAACAAUAGCCCAGCCAGUGCGAACCCCCAGCCAAUAGACCAGAAACCUGUUAGAUGUAAGGCAGAUCUGAACUCACAGACCCCAAGUCAGACCCCCAAUGAGUCAAACCCUCCAGCAGACACAUCCAAGUUUGUUGCUGUGCUGGCCUUUUUGGCACCUGCUAAGGCGAAGACUGAGACAGAGUUUUUGACAAAGUGUGACUCAAAGGAGGAUAUAAGAGAGGGGACCUCUGGUGAGCAAGAGGAGGAAGAGGAGGCAUUUAAUGUUCCAGACUUGGCAAACAUGCACAGAUCUCAGUACAUGAAUGAGAAGAGUGUUGUGAGGUUGGCUGCCAAGAGAGAGAAUGGUUCCAAUGAGUUUAAGAGUGCUAUGAGGAAGGUUCUGUUUCUAGGCCAGGGACAACCAGAUCAACAAGAGGAAGAGGAGGAGGAUGACAUCCAGGACUCCAAAGAGGUCAGGGAAAAUAGGAAGGAAUACUCAAGGGAAUCAGCUUAUAAGAAGGCUAAAGCCAAAGUUUCAAGCAUGUUCUGGAUCUGGGAUGAUUUUAUCCUUGGUUAUGCUGGUUUUAAUGUCUCUGAGAAUAUUACAACUCUUACCUUAAAGGCCAUGGCCACGGUGGAGAGGCUUUUCUGUUUGUUGGAAGCUCACGGUGCCCGCCAGUCCGUGGAAGGGCUGGAUUGGGCCCGUGAGAACUGGAGUAACUGUCAGAGUGUGGCGGACGGGAUUGUGGCCCUGCAGAAGGAGGCACGGGCCAAGUCGGGAAAGGGCAAAGCCUUCAUCUGUGCUGUUUUGGGUGCGUGUUUGGCCGCUUCAAUAGAUGAAAAGCAAAGCCAAAACGGACGAGAGAAUAAAAUCAUUUCCUCCUUGCAGGAUCUGGUAGAUUCCCUGCAAGGGCAUAUUGUAACUUUAAAAGAUGAAGUGGCAGAUCUUAAGGAUAGAUUAAAAACAGAACAGAAGUGGCAAAAGUGGUUUUUGAAGGAGGAAGAGUUAAAGCAGACAGAGCCUGCCUGCAUAUACCCCCAGGCAGAACUGGCAGCAGCAGAGGAAGCUGCUGCUCACAUGCGUCCUCUCAUUAAAACUGAGAUGCUGUAUGAGGAUGAGGAUGGCACCCCUGCCAUCACAACCAAAGAGAUACCCUUUUCUUCCACUGAGCUGGCCAAACUGCGUAAAGAGUUCACACGUUCGGCUGGAGAGUCUGAGGUGGAAUAUGUAUGGCGUGUGUCUAAAACCGGAGGUGAUCAAAUUAGAUUGACAGAAGCUGAAGCUACGGGCUAUUGGGGUGCUAAUGUGUUCCUAACUAUGGGAAAUAGGAGUGGUCCCUGGAGCCUUACUCAGCGAGCAGCUUUCUGGGCUGGGGGCUUUGAUUCAAAGGAGAGAGGAGAGCCUCUAGUUCUGAGGGGAGGCAUGAAUCAGAUGAUGGAAAAUGUGCAGAAGGCAGCUUGUUUGCAAAUGGUCUAUGAUCGAGAACUGAAACAUUAUUUUGAAUCGCCCCUUUCUCUCUUGGUGGACCCAAAGCGAAUGACUCCUUUGGUCAGGGGACUUCCUGACUCCCUUAAGAUGAAAGGCAUCCAGCUUCAAAAGGAGAUAGCUGACACCCCACUUACCUCCCGAAUACAAGCUGCUCUGAGGGAGAACUUAACACCCGGGAGGAACCAGCCUGAUUGCAGACAAUGGAUGUGGGAAGAGGUGGCCAGAGAGCUAUUGGACUAUGCCAGGCAGUAUGGGGUGCCUGAGGAAGUUCAUAAGCCUGAGCCUAGAGGCUUGAGGCAUGUGAAAAUUAAUCACCCACUGCCAAGUGCAGACCCCCGGAGCCAGAUGCUUCGAAUCCCCAAACGACACUCGACUGGGGGAAGAGAGCACCUGAACACUAGACAGUAUUGGUGGGGGCUUGGCCGAAAGAAAGGUAUCCCAAAAGAAGUGAUUGAUGGGUUAUCUUCAGUGCAGUUGGAAAUCGUUGUAAAAAACUGGCCAGAGUCUAGCCAGAAACUCGAACCCACUGCACCCCCCUUGAUAGACUUAUCUGAUGUGGGGAAAGGCGUGCCCCCUUCUCAGCCUCAGAGGAGCUGAGAGCUUCACCCCUCUGUGGUGAGUGGGGGAGGUGAAGCCUAGAGAUCUGUGAGCUCACCAAUCAAUUGCAAAUUGUACAGGGUUUG